Pochonia chlamydosporia 170 is the source of this 1443-nucleotide messenger RNA. RefSeq names its product ribosomal protein s17. Bases 1 to 1443 code for a protein of 480 amino acids. The transcript is spliced from 3 exons. NCBI's taxonomy places the organism in Eukaryota, Fungi, Ascomycota, Sordariomycetes, Hypocreales, Clavicipitaceae. The record is from RefSeq and is a predicted model, not a curated record.
AUGCACGUCAAAGCUUUGCUUGUAACCCUCUUGGGUGUGUCAGCCGCUGUCGAAGCGGCCCAAAUUGGCCGCCGAUCUCCAUUUGCGCAAGCCCUGGAGCGACGUCAGCGAGGCGGAAACCGAAAUGGUGGAAAUAAUGGCGGUAACAACGGAGGCAAUAAUGGGGGCAACAACGGCGGCAACAACGGUAACAAUGGUGGCGGCGGUGGUCGAAAUCUGAACCAGGCCAACGUCCAAACCGGCUCUCAGCAAGAUGGCAACAACCCAGGAGCUGAUGGCCAAGCUGCCUCAGAGACUGACAACAACAACUUUAUCAACUUUUGCCAGGGCAAAACCAAGACCAACGGGCAGCAGAUCAAGGCGGGCUCAUGCAACGGAAUUCCAAUGGGUAACAUCCCAGCCACCAACAAGAUGGUCUCAAGCGUCUUCGUGAACCCUCAAAAUGGAGAUAACAUCGCUGCCAACCAGGACUUCAAGAUUCAGGUCCAGAUGAUCAACUUCGCCCCCGGUACCUUCACCAAUGCUACAUCUACGUACUAUUCUGCGCCCCAGGACCUCGACGGUCAGGGCAACAUCAUUGGCCACACUCAUGUCACUGUUCAAGAUACUGGCAGAGGCUUGAACCCCAAGACACCCCUUGAUCCUACCCAGUUCGCUUUCUUCAAGGGCAUCAACGAUGCUGGCAAUGGACAAGGCCUUCUAGCCGCCGAUGUGAAAGGCGGUCUUCCUGCCGGUAACUACCGUGUUUGCAGCAUGUCUGCCGCUGCUAACCAUCAACCUGUCAUCAUGCCUGUUGCCCAGCGUGGCGCUCAAGAUGACUGUGUUCGUUUCACUGUCGGCGGUAAUGGCAACAAUGGCAACAACGGUAACAACGGCCAGAAUGGUGGCGGGCGAAAUGGUCAGAACGGAGGUCAGAACGGAGGUCAGAACGGAGGUCAGAACGGUGGCAGGAAUGGCCAGAACGGCGCACAGAACGGUCAGAACGGUCAGAACGGUCAGAAUGGUGGCCGAAAUGGCGGACAGAACGGUGGACAAGGUGCCGGCCAGAACGGUGGUGGUCGCAAUGGCGGAACAAACAACGCUCAGAUUCCUGGCAACAAGAAUGGUGCCGCUGGUCAAGGCCAGAAUGGACAGAAUGGCGGCAAUCAAGGUGGUCAGCAGGGGGGCCAGCAACAGCAGGGAGGCCAGAAUGGCCAGAAUGGACAGAAUGGAGGCAAACAAGGUGGUCAACAGGGCGGCCAGCAACAGCAAGGAGGCCAGAAUGGACAGAAUGGACAGAAUGGAGGCAAACAAGGUGGUCAGCAGGGCGGCCAGCAACAGGGAGGCCAGCAAGGAGGCAAAGCUGGAGCUGGCAAUACUAACAAUGCUGCUACCGGAAACAGUGGGUCUAACACCAAUACUGACAAUUCAAAUGAUUGUUCUGGUGCUGAUGGUGGCAACUAA